AUGAUAUUCACUGAUAAUCUGGAAGAUAACAAUCGUUUUGAAGACAUCAUUCGUCCCGAAAAUAGUCAUGUACGAUUAACCUGUGAUUUAACCGAUGUUGCUUGGUGGAAACGACCAGAUCUUCUCGCCACAAGAUAUGGUAUUAUCUUAUCGAAAUAUCGUCUCAAAAUGGCUCUGGAAAAACUAGAUGAUGGUACGAAAUCAAGCGGAAUACAACUGCAAAUGUUACAUAUCCGUCAACUUCAAUCCAACGAUUCAGGGAUUUACGAAUGUGAAACUUUAGGCGCUAUUCGACAAUACAAUUUGACUGUCACAGUUCGCCUUACUACCGUCGAACUUGCUGCUCAACUGCUAACAACACACGAUUCUGCAAUCAGUUCUGUAUCAAAUCAAACCGAUAAAGAUCUUUCGCAUCAAUCAUCAUCAUCUAACCAUUUCCUUUUUUAUUCAUUAUUAUCAAAUAAUGGACACAUACGUUUACGUGAAAAUCAAUUAAUACGUCUUACAUGUGUUGUAUCUCGUGCCUUACCAGCAGCAAUAAUUCAUUUUCCAUUCGAUAUUGACUAUCGUGUCGAGAAAAAUACCACUUUAGAAAACGACGAUCAAACUUAUCGAACAAUAGUGAUCAUAAUUCUUCGACUUAAUCGCUUUUUCCAUAAACGUACAUUUCAUUGUGAAGCCGUUCAAUCACAACUUAUCGGUGAUGAAAACAAACAAGAUCAACAACAACAAGGAGAAGAACAGCAGCCGCAACACCAAGUGCUUUCCAACACAUUUCAAACAGAUGUAGUUUAUACAUCUCCAAAUGGUCCAACAUGUGCACAUAAAGUUCAUCCUUCACAUCAAUUUUUCACUGGAAUUCAUCGACCUAUAAACUUAACUUGUUUUAUGAAUGAUGCCAACCCGUCGAAAUUAAAUUUCACUUGGAUCUUACCGAAUGGCGAAACACAUCUAGGACACCUUUUAAAUCAAACUGCUAGCUAUAUAACAGUCUUACCGAAUCAUAUCGAAGAUUUUGGACAAGCGACUUGUCGAGCACAAAACGAACUAGAUCUAUUUGCUGAGUGUCAUAUUAAUAUGAUUAUGGGAGGUAUACCUGAUCCAAUUAAAUCCUGUGGUUAUACAUAUGUGAAUGCGACGUUAACAGUUAAUUGCGCUGCAGGUUUUCAUCAAGGCGAUGAAGAUUUUUUCUGUUAUAUGUAUAAAAAACAAGACAAUGGUUCCUUCUCUGAACAUGCACGAUUAAAAGGUAACUGUGCAUUUAUUCUUCCCGAUCUUAAACCCGAACGUCAUCAUGAUUUUCGUGUAUUUACACGGAAUAAAUAUGGUGAUAAUUUUGACCGAAGUUAUUCUAUUACAGUUGGUAAACCUAAAGUCGAAUCACUUGUCGAUAAAACUCGAACUUAUUGGCCUUAUAUGGCCGUUUGUGUUAUUGGUGCGUGUCUUGUUUCGUUAUUAAUUAUUUGUUGUUGUUGCCAUCAAAUCCGUCGAUCGUUGUAUCGAAGAAAAACGAAAGGCAAUUUUGACAGUCUCACUUAUCAAAACCAUAAUUCAAAUACACAUGCCAAUUCAAAUGGUAAACAUUCAUUAGUACAUUUGAAACAGAAUGGCAAUGGAACAGCUUAUCCCGUCCGUCCUUAUCGUUCAAAAGAUUAUUUAAUCUCGACAGAAACAUCGACGUCUCAACGUAGUAAUCCGACCAUCCGAGGUAUUUAUACACCUGAGGAUGAAUUUCCUUCUCUCCGACGAAAUACUCUGAAAGAAACUGAUCUUGAUCAAUUGAUCAGUUCAACAAAUACAAAUGGAUCAUCGGCGACAGCAACCAUUAAGACUCUACCGUUAAAUCGAACACGUCCUGUUUUUGCCGCGUUUCCCUCUCACGAUCAAUCGAAACAGCAACAAGCGCAUUCCCAACAUGUUGAUCACAAUCCUUUAACAGUUCAACGCCGUUCAAGUUUCCAAAACGCGACAAAAUUGAACGGACUCGAUUUCUAUAGCACACAGGAACCAUUCUAUCUACUCGAUCGACAAAUGAUGAAAAUCAACCAAAGGAACAGUUACUCCCCCGAGCGCGAUCUUCGUGCGCGUGAACACUACCGCGAAAUUCGUCGUGAAUAUUCUCCUUAUUCAAAAGACGAAAAUCUACUCGACAUUCACCGGCAAGAUCUCUUAGAAAGCGAUCACACACGAGAAAACAGUUUGAUCAUGGAGAAUCACUUGUUGACGAAGGGCGAGCAUUUGAGUCAUACGAGUUCCAUGACUGAUCAGCACUGGCGAGAAAUGAACGCUAUCGAUGAAAUUGAUUAUCAUGAUCGUUACAUGGACUCGAAUGAAGUUGAAGUGGACGCUUACAAAGAUAAUCUCGAGGAUAAUCAUCAGUUCAUUUCGAACGAUGAUGAUCGCGACCGAAUAUCGAUCGACUAUCGACGUGAUGAUGAUACAAAUAUUGCUAGUUAUGAUCGCGAUGAUGAUCGUUAUCGUGAUGACGGUAUUUUUGUGUGA
Molecule: messenger RNA, 2502 nt
Organism: Adineta ricciae
Lineage: Eukaryota; Metazoa; Rotifera; Eurotatoria; Adinetida; Adinetidae
Source: the annotation of a GenBank genome assembly